This is a messenger RNA of Pipistrellus kuhlii (Kuhl's pipistrelle), 1007 nucleotides long. Its product is annotated as cytochrome c. Gene Ontology annotation, molecular function: electron transfer activity; heme binding. Gene Ontology annotation, cellular component: mitochondrial intermembrane space. The record is from RefSeq and is a predicted model, not a curated record. NCBI's taxonomy places the organism in Eukaryota, Metazoa, Chordata, Mammalia, Chiroptera, Vespertilionidae. The coding region runs from base 164 to 481 and encodes 105 amino acids. Gene Ontology annotation, biological process: mitochondrial electron transport, cytochrome c to oxygen; mitochondrial electron transport, ubiquinol to cytochrome c. The transcript has 3 exons.
GAGGCCAGGCCGCACGUCGGGCCGCAGAAGGGCGGGGCGAGUUCGGUUGCACCAACGCCGGUACUUUAGGCGUGGACCGGCGUGCCCUUGGACUUACAGAGCGGGACGUCCGGCCGGCGAGCGGGGAGCCUCCGUGUGGCGCGGACUAACGAGCGAUUUAAAAAUGGGUGAUGUUGAGAAGGGCAAGAAGAUUUUUGUUCAGAAGUGCGCCCAGUGCCAUACUGUGGAAAAGGGAGGCAAGCACAAGACCGGGCCAAACCUCCAUGGUCUCUUUGGGCGAAAGACAGGUCAGGCCCCUGGAUUUUCUUACACGGAUGCCAACAAGAACAAAGGUAUCACCUGGGGCGAGGCUACUCUGAUGGAGUAUUUGGAGAAUCCCAAGAAGUACAUCCCUGGGACCAAAAUGAUCUUCGCCGGCAUUAAGAAGAGUGCAGAGCGGGCAGACUUGAUAGCUUAUCUCAAAAAAGCUACUAAUGAGUAAUAGUUGGCCACUGCCUUAUUUAUUACAAAUGUCUCAUGACUUUUUUUAUGUGUACCAUAUUUAAAUUGAUCUCAUACACCAGAAUUCAGAUCAUGAAUGGCUAAUAGAGCAUUUCUUUUGGGCAGUCCUGAUUUAAAUAAGAUUGGCUUGUGGUUAAAUGAAUAUGGUUGGACUUGAUUCCUAGUGUUCAACUUUUCACAGAGGUGGUGAGAGUGCCAUCUCAAAAUCUGUAGGAAACUGGCUUAUAUUUAGGUUUAUAUGAUUGGUUGUAUUAAUAUGUUUUAAUUCUGAGGAAAUCCCUUCACUGUCUCUUAGACCUGCAAGACUUGCUUGUGUUUCAAGUUGUGUUUAUUAUCCUGUUAAAAGGAAGGGCUGCAGAUGAGCUGGCAGUGACCAUUUUAUCUUUUUUGGUCCCAACUAUGCCAAUUUAAUAAAAUUCCCUGUAUCUAAACUGUUGCCUUUUGCUGAAUGAAAGGCAUUUUAGUGUGGUUUCUGUAUGAUAUCAAAUAAAGAGUAUUUAACACUU